AGUUGGUCGGGCUGUUUCUUCAGUGUCGGGCUGUACUGGUAGUUAAAGUUAUUUGCUUCAUUUUAGGCCAGUUUUUGUGGUGUACAGUUAGUUCACGUCCCAUCUCUCUUUAAAAUUAGCCACUUGGCUAACUAGCUUACUGUACUGCUGUUAGCUUGUUAGCUUGCUAACUUAUUACCAGCUUGUUUAGAUGCAUUUUUCCUGGUUGUUUUUUCUUUUUCCUCACUGGAGGGACAGUGUGGGACUAGCUAGUUACAUAUGCAUUUAGCGGGCAGUUACAGAGUUUUACUUCUAGCUGGCUAGCUAGCUGCAUAUUUUCUGUCCCGAGAAGCGCAGCUUUGCUAAAGCAGCGGCGCUGCACGGCUGUGGUCCGGGUUCGGCUGCUGCCUUCUGAGCGAUGCGCUGGCCGCAGUUUUGGAAAACAAUGCGCUGUUUUUGCGAAACAUUCUGAACUGCCGCGCCUGGUGUUCCGGGUGUUUUUAGCUGAACAGCUUACUGUAGUUUUUCUUUUCCUUUCUUUUAAUUUCUUUAUUCCGUUGUUUUUUCCCUCCGUGGAGCUUUCUCGGUGUUCCCUCUGCAAAAGGAAAAAGGAUUUUGCUCGUGUGUUUAGUGGUCGCCUAUUGUGGCAGAUUGCUGGCAUUCAUUACAGGAUUACCCCUUCAAAGUAUAUCCGAAGAAUACACUCGCAUCCCUGCAGAGCACACCUCUGUCGUUUUCGUGUCCCUUGCUAGCAGUGCUCCCCUUUGAUCCCAUAUAAGAGCAAGCUAUUUAGUGUUGUAGCUGUAAUUUUCGCCAGGGCCGAGGUGUGUGUUUCUGUAGCAAUUUCUGCUUCUUUUGCAGUUUUUAUCCUCGGUUUUGUGCAAAAACGGCGAGUUUUUUUUUUAAAACUAUGGAUGAUCAGACCCGUAUGCUAGGGGGUCUAGGCGGACUCGGGGGAUUAUCGCAGCCCGACGUGGGCGACCCGGACUCGGUUCGGAAGCAGCAGUCCCUCGGCCAGCCCCAGCAGGACAUCGGGGACAUUCUGCAGCAGAUCAUGGCUAUCACGGACGAGAGCCUCGACGAGGCUCAGGCCAGGAAGCACGCCCUGAACUGCCAUCGGAUGAAACCUGCCCUCUUCAGCGUCCUGUGUGAGAUCAAAGAGAAGACAGUGCUGAGUAUCCGCGGAGUGCAGGAGGAGGACCCACCCGACCCCCAGAUCAUGCGGCUGGACAACAUGCUGCUGGCAGAGGGCGUGUCUGGGCCAGAGAAGGGGGGGGGGUCUGCGGCGGCGGCAGCGGCGGCCGCAGCAGCAGGAGGGUCUCCAAAUGACGGCAGCAUCGAGCACUCAGACUACAGAGCCAAACUCGCCCAGAUCCGCCAGAUAUACCACUCCGAGCUGGAGAAGUACGAACAGGCCUGCAGCGAGUUCACCAACCACGUGAUGAACCUGCUGAGGGAGCAGUCUCGAACCCGGCCCAUCUCGCCCAAGGAGAUCGAGCGCAUGGUGGGCAUCAUCCACCGCAAGUUCAGCUCCAUCCAGAUGCAGCUGAAGCAGAGCACCUGCGAGGCCGUCAUGAUCCUGCGCUCCAGAUUCCUCGACGCCAGACGUAAGCGACGCAACUUCAACAAGCAGGCGACGGAGGUGCUGAACGAGUACUUCUACUCCCACCUGUCGAACCCGUACCCCAGCGAGGAGGCCAAGGAGGAGCUGGCCAAGAAGUGCAGCAUCACCGUGUCUCAGGUGUCCAACUGGUUCGGAAACAAGAGGAUUCGCUACAAAAAGAACAUCGGCAAGUUCCAGGAAGAGGCCAACCUGUACGCUGUCAGAACCGCCGUAGACGCAGCCAGCGUGUCGGCCCAGGCCAGCCAGGCAAACUCUCCAGCCACACCCAACUCAGGCGGAUACCCAGCACCGUGCUACACGCCUGAUGGCCGCCUAUGAGGUGCUGCCAGGAGGUGCCCCAUACCCCCAACCCCGGCCAGAUGACACCAGUCCUCCCUCCAUCAGCUCUCCUGCAGGUGACCCCAGCAGUGUCCACUCAGACGCCUCCAACCGAGGCUCAUCACCAGCCCACUGAACCCCUUCCUUUCACAGCGGACCGUGCCCAUGAUUCUCAAACCCCUCCUCUUUUCCUAAACCCCUCCCCUCAACUUUUGCUCAAGCUCCUCCCACCCUCCUCCUCCUCCGUUGGACCAUUGACUCUGCCUUUCGAACAGAAGAACAGAUCACGUUUAGACUAAAGCAGGAAACCUCUCCCCUCUGAAGGAGGAAGAAGAAGGAGUAGGAGGAGGAGGGGUGUGUGGCAGGCUGGUGUCUCCGAGUGCCUCAGCUGCACAGCUGUGGGGCAGCCAGACUGCUGAAUGCACGCCUGUCCUGCGUAUAUUUACAGGUACACAUCUCGCUUCCUCUUAGAGCUCACCUAAAGCUGCACCUGUGCGCUCCUCACCUGCUGGGAGAGUCGUGCGAGUGUGUGUGUGUGCGCGUGCGUAUGAGUGUGUGUGUGUGUGUACGUGUGUGCUGAUGUGAAGCAUGUCAUUACUCAGUGAGUAGAAGCGUUUCUCCGCCCACACAUACAAAAGUGGGCUGUCCUUACAGCCCUGCAGCUCCGCCCUAUGUAAGAGUUUCUGACAGACCUCCCUGUAAAAGACUGAAAGUGUUUAUAAUCUACCCAGCUUUCUUCCCGUUUUGUAUAAUGGUGUUAUUUUUGUAUUCAGCAGCCAAAACCGAGAGUUUCAAUCUCACACACACACACGCACACACACACUGUCACAGGGCUGUACCCUUGUAAGCCAGCGGCCGUGGGCAGGGGAGGGUGUGAGCAGAGGAAGGGGGUGUGGCCAGUGUGGGCGGGGCUGAGGGGAGGGGUGAGGGGUCGUUAUGGGGUCAAGGGCUGAUACUGUCGGCCUCUUGGUAGUUAGUUUGCAGAAGCUGUGAUAGUUGUUUCUUAAGCCUUUUUAAUAAAACCUUUGUUUCUUUUUUAUUUGAAAGAAUUUAGUCAAUAGUAGCUUUUUUCUAAUGCUGUUUCACAAAGAUUGCACCAGCCACCAAAUAAAACUAGUUUAAAAGAAGGGGAAGGGGGUAAAGAUAUUAUUAAACAGACAAAAAUCCUAAAAAUUACAAGGAGGUAAAAAAGUGACUGUCUUCCAUGCAUGUAGGCCUAUUUAGGUGUCGUAGUGACUGUUCAUUUUAUUUCCUGAUUUUUUUAUUUUUACGAAAGACAAUAUGUACAAAGAGAAAAAAAAAAAAAACAAAAUACAAUGACCAAAAAUGAAUGAAUUCAUUAUUGACCUGCACAUAGAAGACAUCGCUGCAUCACUCGAGCUUGUGACACCGGACAGUUUCCCGCAGCCACCAGGGGGCAGUACCCUGCUUCCGUGAGGCACCCCUCACUCAUAAGCAGCAGAUGCAGAGGAAGAAUUGCUGUCUGUGAUAUAAGAAGCCAAAAAUAAUAUGCUCCGUAAGGAAAGACGAUACUCCAUCAGGAAAGAUGUUGGGGGUGGACUGAGGCGCGUUGUGGGUAUGACUUAUCGAUGGUUGAUUUUAUUUAUCCUCGUUUCGGUCAAUCUUCAUGUUUUGGUGCGUUAAGUCUCCUGUGUUACCUGCGCUUCCAUGCUGACGGAACGCACCUGCGGUCAAGAGGACCUGUCUCCAUGGAAACGGCAUGCGGCCGGCAGCCGGAAGCAGUCUGGCCGUGAGCAUGCUUUCUCUGCUCGAGAUGAGAUCACCACAGGGCUUCAAACGCAAACUCCAUCUCAUCUCCCGAAACAUGCUCGUAAGCAAACGUCACAGCAAGGGCUUUUCUCUGUUCAAAUUUAACCAAAAAGGCAUGUGUGACUGGAGGAUAGAAACCACCCCCCCACCCCCCCCAACAUCACGUGACAUUACAUACUGUCCUUCAAAGUGAAGAGUUUUCUCCAGGACUCUCAAAUGCCAAGCCGUAUGGAUUGAUGGGAGUUAAUCAUAUCUGUGUAGAAUGACGGACUGAAUCACGCUGCAGUGUAAAUACUGUUUACACAAUGUACACUGAUGAGCAACAGCGUAGCCGUGGUAACCGUGUCCGGUUACUGCUCUGUCAUAAACACUUACAGUUACUGUCAUCUGCAGCAGAUGCUGUUUUUACACCAAAUUAUUUUUUGUAACCACUUGUCUGGGUGUCAGUGUACAGAUUGUGGAAUGUUUCUGCUUUUGUUUUCUUCUGUGGGUUGAUGGUUUUGAAGAUUUUAAUAUGAUUGGAUUGCCUGGUUGGUUUGGCCGUUGGUGCUCUCCUAAGCAGGAGUAAGAUUUUUGUUUGUGUGAUUAUUUUUAAGUCUGCUGGUAUUUGGGGGUUUGGUUUGAGCCUGGGGUGGGGAGUGUUCCUCCUGAUGUGUCCUGCAGCCCCCUGCUGGAGCCGGACAGCCUCCUCACAGCGGUCCUGUAACGCUGUUUCCUCAGUGUUUUUACAGCGUCAUGCGCGCUGGUCGUCAGUGGGCAGGGCUUAUGAGUGACCUCACAUCCUGGCGUCUGACCUGAGGAGAGGAGGGUGCGAUGAGAACGCCUCAGUGACAGGGUUAUGGUUCCGUUUUGCUCAGCUGAUACAGCAGUGUAUUCUGGGAAUGUAGGCCUUUGGACCCAUUCCCUCCCGUUCUGCCGCUCCUGCAGCCCUGAUCCUACUCUCCCAAAGAACUUUUUGUUCUUUUGAAAAGUUUUCUUUUACCUUUUUCCUCCUGCUCUGUGUUUCUGCCAGUCUGAUUGGGAAGGUGGCCAGGUGUGCUGGUUUUUUGGUUUAGACCAUGACUGUAGGGAUUUUUUUAAUACCUUGGAAUGCCCUGCCCUAUACUGGGGAAUGGUACAGCCCAACAGUCCACUUCCUGCUUCCUGUCAUGGCACCAUGUUGGGGGGGUUGCUGUAGCUGUGGAGCGUUAUUUCUGCCAGCUACACGCCACCCAGGCUGGGGGCAGGAGGCUGUGAUGAACCCGCAGCACCCAAUCAGAGGAAGCAGGGCUCUUUUCAUUUCACUCUUUAUUUUCUUUGCUUUGUUAAAGUUUGUGUACCCCUCCUCCGUAGUGUUUACCCUGCCCCAACCCCACCACGUCUCUGCCUCUCCCCCCUCCCUCCAACACCCCUUAUGUGUAUACCAUCAUUUCCACACUCAAGAGUCUGUACAAACUCCUUUUAUACCUCAACUUUAGGAAAAGUGUUCUAGGAAGAGAGUAAAGCGACACACAAGCCAAUGUAGUGUUUCUUAUUAGAAAAUGAAACUAAUAAAAGGAUCUAGUGUGCUUUUUUGUGGGAUAGUUCUUUUGGGGUGUUUUCUUCUUUUAAUGGGAACAAUGAUCUUUAGUCACUACAUCUAAACUAUUGUGACGUUGCAAAGAUAUUAAUAAAAAAACACGAAGUAAAGGCUCAUUGUUUGAUGCUGUUUUUAUUCCUCGUUGUAAACAUGGUUCCGUUCAGACGGGCUGGAGUCGGCCUGUCUGCCGUGAGCCACCCUGACUCCCGCUCUCCAGGACAGUGGCUGAUCUGUCUCUCGCCCAUUCCCUACCAGCUGAUAACGCGCAACUAACACACCUCUGUUCGUCAGUGUGUGAUGGAGGAGGAUAUCCUGAUGGAGGUGUUUGUACUAUUCUGUCUGGACACGCUGAAACAAAGCAAUUUGAUUAACCCUCCUAUUAUGCUGAAGUUUUAUAAUAAUAUCCAUCAUGUUUGGGGUCAAAUUGACCCCAGCAGUAUAAAUCACCUUAAAAUAUUACAAAAUACAACCCCAAAAACCUUGGUCUCAUCAAUGACCAUCAUGUUACUUUCCUAUAAUAGACAGUGACCAUUUAAGUCCAUGUUGAAAAAACGUUCUUCUUGCCACAACGCUGUCUUAACCUUACAGAGCACACAGAAGUUGCCGUUUUACGCCACUGUGUGCCGUGGGCAGAGUGUAUGUGCUGUUUGCAGACCUCCUUCUUGCUUUUCACUUACUUCAAAAAGGAAAGGGACACACUUUUUAAAUUGGGACUUUCUUCGCCAUUGCCCCCCGAUGGUGGAAUGAACUUCCCCACGUCACCUGUCCUGCCGAGUCCCUCUC
Molecule: messenger RNA, 6032 nt
Organism: Megalops cyprinoides (Indo-Pacific tarpon)
Lineage: Eukaryota; Metazoa; Chordata; Actinopteri; Elopiformes; Megalopidae
Gene: pbx4
Product: pre-B-cell leukemia transcription factor 4
Biological process (GO): eye development; regulation of transcription by RNA polymerase II; embryonic organ development
Cellular component (GO): nucleus
Molecular function (GO): DNA-binding transcription factor activity, RNA polymerase II-specific; RNA polymerase II cis-regulatory region sequence-specific DNA binding
Source: RefSeq, a predicted model, not a curated record